AUGGAUGCUUUUCUAGCACAUAAUCAUGUCUUCAUACUUACUGUUUCAGCUUUGAAUAUUUUAUUAUGUCUUAUGCCUCCAUAUAAUUAAAAUAUAGCAAAACAAUCCCAUUUUAUUGAUGAUAAUGAUGAUAGUGUUUAAGAAAGCACUGGUAAAGUUUAAAGAUAAAAUCAUAAAUUCUAAACAGAAGAAGAAGAGGAUGAACAUAAAUUUAAUUAGCAUAAAAGUGAUCAAGUUGAGGAAUCAUUAGAGAAAGAUGAUCUCUUCUUUAAAAUAUAUGAUGAUCUUAAAAAAUGA
Molecule: messenger RNA, 297 nt
Organism: Paramecium sonneborni
Lineage: Eukaryota; Ciliophora; Oligohymenophorea; Peniculida; Parameciidae
Source: the annotation of a GenBank genome assembly